This is a messenger RNA of Molossus molossus (Pallas's mastiff bat), 1615 nucleotides long. RefSeq names its product glycerophosphodiester phosphodiesterase domain containing 3 (gene GDPD3). Bases 527 to 1561 code for a protein of 344 amino acids. The record is from RefSeq and is a predicted model, not a curated record. Gene Ontology annotation, biological process: glycerophospholipid catabolic process. Gene Ontology annotation, molecular function: phosphatidylcholine lysophospholipase A1 activity; phosphoric diester hydrolase activity. The transcript is spliced from 9 exons. Gene Ontology annotation, cellular component: endoplasmic reticulum membrane. NCBI's taxonomy places the organism in Eukaryota, Metazoa, Chordata, Mammalia, Chiroptera, Molossidae.
UUUGGCUCCCUAGCUGGCCAGGGUUGAAGAUGGGAGUGUAAGAAGCUCCAGUCUCCUGGACAGAGUGGAAUCAAUUUUCUCUUUAGUCACUGUCCUCUCCUCUCUCGAAUGGGGUGAUUCAGGGGUGACUCGGGCACUCUACACACCCCUGAAUUUUCUGGAAACAGCAAGGGGUGGUGUGUUGUGCCCCCUGGCCACAUGCAUGAGUGGUUAGGAGGAAGGUUAUAGCAGACCUAUGGGAUGAACCUGACUCCCCCCGUGUGGCCAAGGAAAAGAGGGGCGCUGGGGUCUGUGAAGGAUCUGGAGGUGUGAGGGCCAGAGCUGCCUAGCCUCUCCUGCAUCCCCAGCUGAGCCCUGCAGCCUGGCCCUGGGCCAAGAGCAGGCUGAGCAGGUCCCAGGGGCGUGGUGGUGACCAGUGGUGGAACCAGCCUACAUCAGGCCAGGCAGUCGGGCAAGGCAGUGCAAUUCGUCAGGGACAGCGGAGCUCACAGCAGCCGGAGCCCGGAGCCCGGAGAGGCAGUGCGGCAUGAGCUCUGUGUUGUACUACGCCCUGCCCGCCCUGGGCAGCUAUGCCAUGCUCUCCAUCUUCUUCCUGCGCCGGCCUCGCCUGCUGCACACACCCUACGUUCCGGCCUUCAGGACCCGCCUGGGGGCCCACCGGGGAGGAUCUGGAGAGAAGCUGGAGAACACCAUGGAGGCCAUGGAGAACUCUAUGUCCCAGCGCGCGGACCUCCUGGAGCUGGACUGUCAGCUGACUCGGGAUGGUGUGGUGGUGGUGUCUCAUGACGAGAACCUGUCUCGCCAGUCAGGCGUGAACAGGGAUGUGAGCAGCCUGGAAUUUGAGGAGCUGCCUCUCUACAAGGAAGAGCUGGAGAUUUACUUCUCACCAGGCCAGUUUGCGCAUGGGUCAGACAGGCACAUGAUACGUUUGGAGGAUAUGUUCCAGAGGUUCCCUCGGACGCCCAUGAGUGUGGAGGUCAAAGAGGGAAACGACAAGCUCAUUCACAAGGUGGUGCAGCAGGCAGGGUGGGGGGCCUGUGGCCUGGAGAGAGGCCUAACUCCCCUUCAUCUCCUCUCCUCCUUCCAGAUAGCCAGCCUGGUGAGGCACUUUGACAGAAAUGAAAUAACCAUCUGGGCCUCAGAGAAGAGCUCGGUCAUGAGGAAGUGCAAAGCUGCCAACCCUGAGAUGCCGAUAUCCUUCACAGUAAGCCGAUCAGUCUGGUUGUUACUACUGUAUUACCUGGGGCUGCUGCCCUUCAUCCCUAUCCCCGAGAGGUUCUUCUUGUGCUUCCUGCCCACCAUCAUCAACAGAACCUACUUCCCAUUCUCCCGCCCUGUGCUGAACCAGCUAGCAGCUGCAGUUUCUAAAUGGCUCAUCAUGAGGAAAAGCCUGAUCCAACACCUGGAGCAGCGAGGCGUGCAGGUGGUAUUUUGGUGCCUUAACGAAGAGUCAGAUUUUGAAUUGGCCUACAGUCUGGGGGCCACUGGCGUCAUGACCGAUUAUCCUACAGCCCUGAGGCGGUACCUGGACAACCGUAGAGCAGCUGCCCAGGUCUCCUGAGCCAGCAGGUCUCCUUUCCCUCUCCAGUAUGUCCCAAUAAAUAUUUUCUUUUCA